Messenger RNA from Saccharomyces mikatae IFO 1815, 3015 nucleotides. RefSeq names its product Cu(2+)-transporting P-type ATPase CCC2 (gene CCC2). The transcript has a single exon. Gene Ontology annotation, cellular component: membrane. Gene Ontology annotation, molecular function: copper ion binding; ATP hydrolysis activity; ATP binding. Bases 1 to 3015 code for a protein of 1004 amino acids. Gene Ontology annotation, biological process: copper ion homeostasis; monoatomic cation transport. NCBI's taxonomy places the organism in Eukaryota, Fungi, Ascomycota, Saccharomycetes, Saccharomycetales, Saccharomycetaceae. The record is from RefSeq and is a predicted model, not a curated record.
AUGAGAGAAGUAAUACUGGCGGUAUAUGGAAUGACAUGUAGUGCCUGUGUGAAUACGCUCACUACUCAGUUACGCGCUUUGAAGGGUGUGACAAAAUGUUAUAUUAGUUUAAUGACUAACGAAUGUCAGGUGACAUACGACAACGGGAUCACUACUGACUCUAUCAAGCAAACUAUAGAGGACUGCGGGUUUGAUUGUGAAAUGCUAGAAGAUACUGAUAUUACCAUCAGAAGUGCAAGAGAGGGGUUAUUGAGUGUACAAGGUAUGACAUGUGGGUCUUGUGUUUCUACAGUCACCAAACAAGUAAAAACCAUCGAGGGUGUAGAAUCGGUGGCAGUUUCGUUAGUGACGGAAGAGUGUCAUGUCAUUUAUGAUCCGUCCAAGACAACACUAGAAACUGUCAGAGAAACAAUCGAAGAUUGUGGGUUUGAUUCGAGCAUUAUUAUAGACGAAAGUGGAAAGACAGACAUGAUAGAAAAAACAGUGGUUUUGAAGGUAUCUAAGAUUUCUGAGGACGAAUCUCCGCUUGUACUUUCUUCACUUAGUGAAAGACUUCAGUUUUUAUUGGAGUUAGGCGUAAAGUCAAUAGAAACUUCCGAUGAUUUGCAUACACUUACAGUUAAAUAUAGUUCCAAAGAACUCGGAAUUAGAGAUUUGUUGAGCCACCUUGAAACUACGGGUUAUCAAUUUGCGGUUCUUUCUAAUUUAGAUAAUACUACUCAAUUAAGAUUACUAUCCAAAGAGGACGAGAUAAGGUUUUGGAAAGAAAACAGCAUAAAGUCUACCCUUUUGGCCCUUAUAUGCAUGCUAUUAUAUAUGAUUAUUCCUAUGGUGGCGCCAACAGUUGUCCAGAACCACAUCUUUCCUUACAAAGAAACUUCCUUUGUAAAGGGUUUGUUUUAUAGAGACAUUUUUGGCGUUAUAUUGGCAAGCUAUGUGCAGUUUGGCAUUGGUUUUUACUUUUACAAAGCCGCUUGGGCCUCAUUUAAACACAGUUCUGGAACGAUGGAUACACUAGUCUGUGUUUCUACCACUUGUGCAUACAUAUUUUCUGUGUUUUCUCUAGUCCAUAAUAUGGUUCAUCCCUCAGAUAAUGGUAAACUUCCAAAGAUCGUUUUCGAUACAUCGGUCAUGAUCAUUUCAUACAUUUCGAUUGGGAAAUACUUGGAAACUUUAGCUAAAUCACAAACAUCAACUGCCCUUUCCAAACUAAUCCAGUUAACUCCUGCUGUAUGUUCGAUUGUACCUGAGGUAGGCUGUGACGAAACCACAGAAAUUCCCAUAGAAUUAUUGCAAGUAAGCGAUAUAGUAGAGAUAAAACCAGGGAUGAAGAUUCCGGCCGAUGGCAUCAUAAUAAGAGGUGAAUCUGAAAUCGACGAAUCCUUGAUGACUGGCGAAUCCAUUUUGGUACCCAAGAAGGAAGGCUCUUCGGUCAUUGCAGGUUCCGUCAACGGACCUGGUCAUUUCUAUUUUAAGGCUACGACAGUGGGAGAGGAAACUAAAUUAGCAAAUAUUAUUCAAGUAAUGAAACAAGCACAGCUGAGUAAAGCUCCCAUUCAAGGGUAUGCAGAUUAUUUGGCUUCAAUUUUCGUCCCCGGAAUUCUGGUCUUGGCACUGCUAACUUUCUUUGUUUGGUGUUUUAUUCUAGGAACCUCAACUAAUCUGCCCAUUGUUUUCAGCUCGAAUACUAAAGCCGAUAAUUUUUUUGUUUGCCUGCAAACUGCUACAUCUGUAGUUAUCGUUGCAUGUCCGUGUGCAUUGGGACUUGCUACACCGACUGCUAUAAUGGUAGGUACAGGGGUUGGAGCUCAAAAUGGCGUAUUAAUAAAGGGUGGGGAAGUGUUGGAAAAAUUUAACAGUAUCACUACUUUUGUUUUCGAUAAAACAGGAACCUUAACUACUGGCUUUAUGGUUGUGAAAAAUUUUCUUAAAGAUAUGAAUGUGAUUCAAAAACUGAAUGAAAGCGAGGUAUUUGCUUGUAUCAGAGCAACCGAAUCUAUCACUGAUCACCCCGUUUCAAAAGCAAUUGUAAGCUAUUGUGAUGGUUUACACUAUCAAAAGGCUUCAAAUGCCGUUGUUUUAGAGAGCGAAUAUGUGUUGGGGAAGGGAGUUGUCUCAAAGUGUGAAGUUAAUGGAAACACUUAUGAACUUCUUGUUGGUAAUGAGGCGCUGAUCCCGGAAGAAGUGUUGAAAAAGUCCAAAAUUAACUCCAAUAACGUAGAUCAAGGAAAUACUGUAUCUUAUGUAUCCGUCAAUGGGCAUGUUUUUGGCUUAUUUGAGAUUAAUGAUGAAGUUAAACAUGACUCCUAUGCAACAGUCCAGUAUCUGCAAAGAAAUGGAUAUGAAACGUAUAUGAUAACUGGUGAUAAUAAGUCAGCUGCAGAGAGGGUUGCUAGAGAAGUAGGUAUAAAUUUCCAAAACGUAUAUAGCAAUGUUUCGCCCACAGGCAAAUGUGAUCUCGUGAGAACAAUUCAGGAGAAGGAAGGAAAAAAUAAGGUUGCUGUAGUCGGAGAUGGGAUUAAUGAUGCUCCCGCCUUAGCAUUGAGUGAUCUUGGUAUAGCGAUUUCGACCGGUACCGAGAUUGCUAUUGAAGCAGCUGAUAUCGUUAUACUGUGCGGCAAUGAUCUAAGUACUAAUAGCUUGAGAGGAUUGGUCAACGCCAUUGAUAUUUCGUUAAAAACGUUUAAAAAAAUAAAGCUGAAUUUAUUUUGGGCACUUUGCUACAAUAUAUUCAUGAUUCCAAUAGCUAUGGGAGUGCUCAUUCCCUGGGGUAUAACCCUUCCUCCAAUGCUCGCCGGCUUGGCGAUGGCAUUCAGCUCCAUCAGUGUUGUUCUCAGUUCAUUGAUGUUGAAGAAGUGGUCUCCACCAGAUAUUGAAUCUCAUGAGACUUCAACCAUCAAGUCUAAGAUUUCAAUUAAGAAUUUUUGGUCAAGGCUUUUUUCGAGUCGAGCGAUCUCAAGUGAGCAAGACAUAGAAUCGCAAGCUGGGCUAAUGUCAAACGAGGAGAUCUUGUAA